Molecule: messenger RNA, 2034 nt
Organism: Suillus subaureus
Lineage: Eukaryota; Fungi; Basidiomycota; Agaricomycetes; Boletales; Suillaceae
Exons: 4
Coding region: 1-1710 (569 amino acids)
Source: RefSeq, a predicted model, not a curated record
AUGGAUAGUAACAUCCUGAAUAAUUCCUCGGAAUUUGCCCUUGUCGAGAAGCGCAUCCGAGCCCUCACGACAAUUUUGGCAAAGAUGGGCCAUCGUCAGGAGCCGUCGUUUGAUCUUCAACAAGUUCCUUCCCUCUUGCGCCAUUUUGUUUAUCUCCUCACCCCGGGUGACGUUUUCAGUCCUGAAGUAAAGAAAGCCAUAGCGGCCACGGGCGCCAUCGUCCAUGAUGGGGUUAACGAGAGGUUUCAGACAUUAAUGGUCACCCAGAAUUUAUAUCCCCGUUCCUCCCUAACCGAGUCAAAGUUGGAAGAAGUAACCAAAUCUCGAAAUCAGUUCAAGAAAUCCCUACCACUACUGAUCAUUAUUAGCAAUAAUGACGUCCCCCUCAAUGAACACAUUUCGGAGAUCUGGACUGCCCUUGCAUCCUACGAACCUUCCACGGACAACUACAUCGCUCUCAGCAGAUUUGUCAUCAACUGCUGUCGUCGGAAACUGUUCACCCGUAUUUUCCUCUACCAGAAGACAUGGCACGUGCAUGUGGCCCAAAAGUUGGCUGAUUGGACUCCCGCGGCCAAUGAGCUCCCCGAAACGCACUGGCUUGACGCUCCUCAUUGGUUUUCAUUAAUCCACCUACCGCCUGACAAAUAUGUGCCAAAGCGCAAGCAAGGUCCACCAGAUAAUCAAGUUACCCAACUGGAGUUUUCUAGCAAUACAGUGCACUUAUGGGCUUCGUUCCUCGGUCACCUCAUCCUGACGCUAGAAAGUCAUGCGGUGGAGGCCCAGAAAAUGGAGAAUGAGGGGGACACACUGGGAUUCAAGACAGCUAUGGGUAAAGUCUCAGAUUACUGCGCUGCGUUGUAUUGCUUUGUCUCGUGGGGCGCUGGCGUUGUGAAGACCCUACUGACAAAGACAACGCUUGCCUCGAAAUUCAACGGAUUCACCAAUGGUGAUGAUUUGUAUGAUUCAGACGAGUCUGACGACUUGAAUCCUGAACCUCACGAGUCAAGCGGACGUCGUGUCUUACGGUACUUGAAAGGCAUUGUUGCAUGGCAUGCAGCCAUAAGCAUCGCUUACGACGCCGACAUAUUCCAAAUCACUCGUAGUGAACUUUCCCUCAGUUUACUGGAGAUCCCUCAUGCCAGUUUUGAUAUUGCCAACUUGGAUGACAUCUACGAAGCGUAUUUCAAUGUAAUUUCUUUAAAGCCCUCGAUCGCUUACGAAGAUCUAACCAAACCAAUUCUGAAACGCCAUCUCCCACAAACUUUCUCUGGCACCGUUCAUGCGGAGGCCACAUUAAUGAGCCUUCUCACGUACUUCUCAUCUUCUUCGAGUCGUGUGGCUUUUGAUAUGCCCCUUCGAGAUGAUCAUGUAGCAGCUCUGGACAAGCUACUCGAACCGGCAAGCCUUAUCAUCAAUGCAACCACUGAAAAUGUCGUUGCAGUAGGAAGAAAAUGUUGCUGGUGUUGUGAUCGCCUUCACUUCGAGCUCCUGAAGGCCAACGGUACGCAGUUCAAAUUCCCGGGCUCAAAUGGCGUCAUUUAUCCAUGGAGUCCUCCUCGUGUGGGAGUGGAUGUCAAGGUUCUUCAGAGGUUGGAGGAUGCUUUGUUUCAAGAGCUACAUGCAGUAAUCAGCGAUCAGUCAGAUCUGUUGUAUCGGCCGAGUUCUGGUGCGUAUCUCCACUUCUCGCCACUCGAGGUGUGUGGGUUUUGAGCAGAUUGGAUUUUUUUCGCUUUUGCACUACUACACAGCACUAUACUUGAAUGUGCCAGUAGAAAGAUUGUAGCAAGAUAAAUUGAUCAUAAACAGAAACACCAAACUCGGGCUAGUUUUUGCAGCUGAUGGCUCAUCGCACCAAGAUUGAUACGCGUCUGCCGUCUGGGGAAUGACAGACUCGACGAAGGCGUCAUCCCAUCAUGACCAACGAAACUAUCCACGAGUGAAAGUCAAGGCGUGUUCCAAUAGAAAAAAAACUUGUCGGCAGGUUCCGAACCUGUGCAGUCCAAGAGAAACAGAUUCUGUGUUCGAACUUCGUGC